AUGGCACCCCAACAAACCCGCUUCAUCGCCUUCAUGGCUGUCAUGACAGUCUUCACCGGCUUUAUCCAACCCUGGAUCCAAAAAUCCACCACAAUCUUCGGCUUCAACCGCGAAGCAAUCCAACACGGCACCUCAACCUGCACCCUCGAAUUCCCCUCCCACCUAACCGGCUGUGAAGACAUGCACCUCUACGAAUCCGAGGAUGGGGAGACAAGGAUUAUGUAUCUCGCAUGUUCGGCGGAUUUGGGGAAGAGGACGCAGUGGUUCCCGCCCGGUUUCCAUCUGAAUAAGACGGUGGUGCCGGAGGGACCAGUGAGGGAUAAUGUCUUUGCGUUGGAUUUGAAUACGAAUCACCUCACGAGACUCGACUUCCACAAUUUCCCCGCCGACGAAGACAUCGUCCUCCACGGCUUCGACUUUGCCCAAAACUCCCCGCACCACCUCUCUUUCUUCUUCAUCAACCACCGCCGAACCGGUUCCGUGAUCGAGAAAUUCGCUCACAGCAUCGGGACGGGUCAACUCUACCACCACGAGACAUUCAACGUUUCCGAACACGGUACCCAUGUCCCGAACGACGUCCUCGCCAUCUCCGAUUCCGAGUUCUACGUCACGAACAUGCGCAGCUCAAACCCCCACACCGCCCACCCCCUCUGGUCCCAAUUCGAAAUCUACACCCGUCGUCCCUGGGGCCACAUCCUCCACUACUCCCCCUCCUCAGGCUACUCCAUCGCCGCCUCCAACAUUCCCGGCGCGAACGGAAUCACGGGAACCAAAGACCAGGUUUUCGUCUCCGCCGAAACCGAUGGAGCGAUUUAUGUGUAUUCGAGGAGUGCAGCGGAUGGGAGUUUGGUGAGAGAACAAAUCGUUCCGUUGAAUUACAUGCUCGACAACCCUUCGCUCAACCCUCACACCAACGAACUCGUCAUCGCCGGACACCCCCAAAUCCGCGGAAUCAGCCAACAUCAAGCUAACCCCUCCAUCCCCGCCGGAUCCCUUGUCACCAGAAUCAGCGUGGCGCAGUUAGGUUCAGGUUACUUUGGUGGCGGGAAUGAAGUCGCGGCACCGGCUGUUGAGGUAUUGUUUAGUGAUUAUUCGGGGAUGGUAAAUGCGAGUACGACGGCUGUUGUUGAUGGGGAGGGAACGUUGUGGGUUACGGGGUUGUUUACGGCUGGUGUUGCUAAAUGUCCCAACCCGGAGGGGAAAGUGCAUAACUUCAAGAAGAAGGCGGAGAGGGUGUAUUAG
Molecule: messenger RNA, 1242 nt
Organism: Saitoella complicata NRRL Y-17804
Lineage: Eukaryota; Fungi; Ascomycota; Saitoellomycetes; Saitoellales; Saitoellaceae
Exons: 1
Coding region: 1-1242 (413 amino acids)
Source: RefSeq, a predicted model, not a curated record